AUGCCGAAGGAGAAGCGUGCCGCUUGGUUGUUGGAGCGACGGGACGAGAUUAUCGGCAAGCUGAAUCGCGACUUCAGCAAGCCGUGGUUUGGUUGGAAGAAGGAUGGCAGUGUCGCAAAGGAGCUCGGCGACAUGACUUACGAGGAAACCGUUUUGCGUAUGGUGCGCCUGAUGUUCGUUGCUCACGAACAGCGCUGGAUUGAUGUCUCGUUGCGCAACUUAACCGGCGAUUGGCUUCGUCGUGUUGAAGAGCGUUUCGCGGGUGUCAACGGUGGUGGACAGAAGCCUUCUCUGCUUCAGUCUUACAAGUCCCUGGAAGACCCCCUGCCUUUCAUCAAGUCCUUCUUGAAUGAGUAUCCGAUCGCCACUAAGCAGCUCCUUGCUGCAGAAGACUCCGCCUACCUCCUCGCCAUCUCCCAACGUCCCGGUCACAAGCCUGUUCCCUUCAUUCCUGUUCUCGAUGCCACUUUCGAAGUCUGGUUCAAGAAGGACUCUCUUUGGGCUGCUGAAGACAUCGAGGCUGUCUUCGACCAAGACCCCCAGCGCGUCAAGGACGAGCCGAUCAAGGAUAUGUUGGGCAACAUUCAUGCCGAACUCAUUCAACGUCUUCUUGCUUCCAAGACAACGGCGACGAAAGCAAAGUUCCCACCAUCGACUACCUCGCUGCCCAUCCCAUUCCUCCUCUUUUCCGUCGUCCCGUGCAUUAAACGCACCCAAGAGAGGCAAGCGGUCGACGCGCUUGCCUGUUACCUCGGUUCGGCUCAGAACCUUGGGCGGUCAAGAGCUGAGCCGGUUGCGCGCUUUGACCCCUUCGACGACCAUCGCGUUCAAGGCACUUCUUACAUCGACAACCCCAUCAAGCGACUUCUUGCGCCACGAACAGGCCAGAAGAUUGUUGUCUGCUAUGAGAAUGGCGCUCCCGUUUCGGUCCCCCUCUAUGCUCGUUCUUACGGCGAGCACAAGGAGUUGUUCAAGGCCGUUGAAAUCAAGUACUCCCCGACAACGAAACUCAUCGACAUCACCAUUUUCGAAGAUCGUCGCGAUGUGUCCGUUCCGCUCUCCCUCCAAUUCGAGUACAAGCCGUCGAUGGGAGCGAAAUGCGAGCCACUGAAGCCCCGCGCCGAGCGGGCCAGCCGCCACACGCACAGCCGGCCCGGGAAGCCGGUCAUCGAGGUCGUUUCCGCCUUCCUCUACCGUGGUCGCUUUACCGACUACGAGAACACUUUCGAGACGACGGAGGAACCUGACUACGUUGUCAAGCUCGAAACGGAUGCUGCUGUUGGUGUUCUGCAAUCGAAGGAAUGGUUCGAGUGGAUCGACGAGUCGAAGCCGCUCAAUGUCACCGUUACCGGUCAAGUCUUCGUCCGCAACCAGCUGAAGGAGCUCAUUCCUGUUGGCUCAAUCGACUUCGAGCCAGAUGACGGCCGUGGUAACCCGGUCGUUGCUUACAUUCAACGACAUGGUGUCGCGCAAGGUCUCUCGACGCCUCUCCCCAACGAGGGCUACACAUUGAACUCGACCCCAAUUUCGUUCCACGCUCCACUUACCAACGAGCCUUACUCGAAGGUCUCAGGUGACUUCAAUCCCAUCCACAUCAACCCGUACUUCUCCGACUAUGCCUCCCUCCCUGCCACGAUCACCCAUGGAUUGGACACCCUGAACGCGUUCUCUCCUACGACGUCUCGUUCGUUGGCAUGGUCAUUCCUGGUGACGAACUCAGUGUCAAAAUUCGCCACGUUGGCAUGCGGGAUGGAAGCAUCGUCGUCAACAUUGCCACUUCUAUGUAACUCUCGUGGCGAGAAGGUGCUAGGGGGCUCGGCCGAGGUUUCGCAACCCACCACGGUCAACGUUUUCACGGGUCAAGGUUCGCAAGAGCAGGGCAUGGGCAUGGACUUGUACAAUUCAUUGCCUGCUGCUCGUGCCGUCUGGGAUGGAGCCGACACCCACUUGCUUGCAGUCUAUGGCUUCUCGAUCGUCGAGAUCGUCAAGGACAACCCGAAGGAGAAGACCAUCCACUUUGGUGGUAUCAAGGGUCAAGCUAUUCGUCGUCGCUACAUGGACAUGACCUACGACACGAUGGACAAGGACGGGAACGUCAAGACCCGCUCUUCUCGGACAUUGAUGUUCGCACGCCCAAGUAUACCUUCAGCCACCCGCAAGGAGAAGGCCGCUUUCGAGGACAUGCGCAUGAAGGGCUUUGUUCAGAAAGACUGCGCUUUCGCUGGCCACAGUCUUGGAGAGUAUUCUGCCCUGGCCUCAAUUGCCGAUGUCCUCCACAUCUCCGCCCUCGUCGAUGUCGUCUUCUACCGUGGUAUUACCAUGCGGCGGCGCUGUCGAGCGUGA
Messenger RNA from Mycena indigotica, 2343 nucleotides. Its product is annotated as Fatty acid synthase subunit alpha. The transcript has 8 exons. Gene Ontology annotation, cellular component: fatty acid synthase complex. Lineage: Eukaryota; Fungi; Basidiomycota; Agaricomycetes; Agaricales; Mycenaceae. Bases 1 to 2343 code for a protein of 780 amino acids. The record is from RefSeq and is a predicted model, not a curated record. Gene Ontology annotation, molecular function: fatty acid synthase activity; enoyl-[acyl-carrier-protein] reductase (NADH) activity. Gene Ontology annotation, biological process: long-chain fatty acid biosynthetic process.